AUGUCAAGACUUUCAAAAUAUAUGACGAGUCAUCUUCAGGAGACACCACAAGCUCCACAAUCACCAAGACAAUCAAUAGAACUUGACACAGUAGAUGCCACUGGAACAUCUUUGAAUUCUCCAAGGGCCGAUCAAAUGUCACGUGAGAUUGAAGAUGGAGCAUCAAAUAAGAUUCAGAAAAAACUUGUUGAUCCAAUUGCCAAGCUCCAAAAAAAUCCCUGGUUUCUCACAACUAUCCUUAUAAUCAAUUCCUUUGCCAAUAUCUGGACUGUAAAUCGUAUUCGGCAAUUUACAACACCACUCGAAAACCAAAAAUUCACAGAAGCGGAGCUUCGUAAGCACGAGCAAGGUCUUUGUUUUGUAGCCGCUGCUACUCUCUUUCUGUUGAAUUCGAUUUUCUGGGGCUUCAAUCUACAUAGCAUCAAUAAGUGUUUCGGAAUCUAUUUAGGUUGGAAACGUCAAAUGGAUACUACAUGCGAUGGCUUCGACACACGUAUCGAACUAUCUGACCCAUCUGUUGAUUACUUUGGUCUUCACAACAGAACAACAUACGAAGCAAGAAUCCACAACAACCAUUUAUACACUCAAACUCCUGGCCUAUACCCAUAUCCCUCCUGGAAAGACUAUGAAUCCUACAAAUCUGGCAUUGAUCUUUUCAACAUCACUAGAAUGAAUAAUACAGCUCCACGCAGCCCUAAGUCAUCGAACAGUAAGCCAUUCGACCAAUUCUGGCGCAUCAUGGGGAUUUUCGGCGAUAAACCGCUACAUAUGGAUUUCGAUCUCUUGUACCGCUCUUGGCGUAUGAAAGAGGGAACUAUAGUCAUUGACUCUCAAGAUCCCAGUUCUUCUUUUUACAGGGGCGGUGUCUUGUUCGACCGCCUCAAAUCAGGGGAAAUCUACGACUCAAAAAAGACCUCUCAUCUAGUUCCUAAUUUCGGGAUUGCAAUCCAAAAUCUUCAUGAAGUACGCCAUGGAACAUGGACAGACACCGAUACCAAGAACCUAGAGCUUACAUUCCCCGAAUUAGAUCUACAUAUUCCUAUGUGGGGACUCUUUGAAAAACAUUGUGUGUAUCAAAGCUUCAUGAGGGUUUUCCGAAGGCCAACUGACAAGAUUCGGAAAACUUGGAAUACUUGGAGUAAAGAAAGCAGUGGGGGAGAAGUUAUGAGAACUGCAAGUUUUGGGUAUAGUGGACAAAAGGGAUUGGAAGUUUGUGUGAAGAGGAGGGAGUAUACAUGGAUUGAUCAUGGGGUUAAAGUUACUGAGCCGGGAUUGGGAGAGGAUCUUUUGGUGCCAUUGGGGUUGAUGGCCGUGUUUUGGCAAAUGAGCCUUGUAUCAUCGGUAUCUAAUGAGGAAAUUUCUUAUCUCCAAGUUAUGUUCUUGCCGAUAUCGCUGACGAAGGAUGCCGCUAUGCUAUGUAGCUCCCCUGCUCCAGUACCACAAGAACCAUAUCUCUUUACACAUUAUUACGUUAUUCAUGUUGUGAAUAUUUCAUUCACCUUUCGUCCAGUUGUAAAACUUUGUAAGCACAAUAUCUACGCUGAACAUCCUCCGCUACCUGGAUUGCUAUUUGAGCUGGCUGCUGCUUCUUCUCUGGAGAUAUUUGAGCCCAAGCCUCAUUUCCUCAUCGCUGGUGUUGCGCGUCAAAUUGGCGAAUGGGCUAUUCAGACGCCAGAAAAUCGUGUUGAAUUUCAUGAAUCCUUCAGAACAGAGGGAAUUCUUGGACUGUUUGAGCUCUGCAAGAAAAGAGGAAAGCUGACCCCCGACGAAAUUCGCGACCUAUUUGAUCGGAAGUCUACUCUCAGUUCACUUGUUUUCAUUCAUUUACAACAUUAUAAUCGCGCAUUUUAUGACGAGAGUACUGAAAUGUUACCCUAUUUACAAAUCGCAAUGUUUGGAGGUCUAUUCGCUGCUAGCGUACGCAAUUUUUGCGAGCCAGGAGUUACGAAUCCAUUACACACAAGCAUUAGAUUAGACUGCCCUCUUGGAUCGGAAGUCAUCAAAUUGCUCCUAAUUAAUGCGGCACUUCAAACUCCCACUCUAAUCUCAAUGAUGAAGCGAAUUCCUAACUGCUUCGAGACUUCAGCAGAGGACUGCAGAGAUAUUUCCUAUGAUAGCACCUAUCACGACAGAAACUUCGCCUUCUCUGCUUUCAUUUACCUGCAGGGCUGGGACUCACUGGACUUGAUGUAUCAAGUUGAGGUAGGAACAACUUCACUUAAUGCACAAGCGGCAGUUGAUGCUGCAAUUAUUGCCUUUCGAAUGGAAACCAGCCAAGUCACCAACUUCAAAAUCAUAAGUAAUGAUAUGAUAGAAGGCACAUUUGAGGAUUUGGGUAGCGUAGUGAACAUUGAGCUCGAUACACACUUUUAUGGUGUUGUUACUCAUCGCCUAAAACUUCAAACCUCAAAGCCCAAGAAAUCAUUGCCAUUACCACAACUUGAUCUGGCUAAGCGUACACCAGACUUCAGUUAA
Botrytis byssoidea is the source of this 2475-nucleotide messenger RNA. RefSeq lists its product as uncharacterized. Lineage: Eukaryota; Fungi; Ascomycota; Leotiomycetes; Helotiales; Sclerotiniaceae. The transcript is spliced from 10 exons. Bases 1 to 2475 code for a protein of 824 amino acids. The record is from RefSeq and is a predicted model, not a curated record.